AUGUUCUUCGCAAAAGCGCGGUGUCACUUCUGUGGCACCAAGUCAACCCACGCCAAGGGAACUCGCGAGUUCCAGUGCACAUCUUGCGAGGCGCUCAACUUCUUUGACGAGCGCGGCAAUGUCCUCGAUACGCCGGCGACCCUCACUGCCUCAGGCCCGCCUCACGCUGAGGCACGACCGCUCACAUUCACCAAGCCACUACCAGAGACACUGGGACACCAAGACCAGCAGGCCUUCUGCCGCACGUGCCUGCAGAACCAGCACCUCUACAACGAGACCCUGGCCAACUACCUCCCCGACGAGUCGCAUCCGCAAUACAAGCAGUUCGAGGCGGCCAUUCCGAAAUACAAAAAAGAGCUGGAGAAGCGAUAUCCGUUGGUCUGCAAGAGAUGCGCCCCAGUCGCCCAGUCCAAGAUCGAGCGGAGCGACUACUAUGGCCUCGCCCAGAACGCCAGCCGUCUGAUCGCAGAGACUCGUGCCCGUGGCGGACAGCCCGCAUACCGCACUCGCGAUGACAUGGGCAAGAAGAUGAUGCGCACGCUCUACAAUCUCGUCGGUCUUGCGCUCUUCAUGGGCCUCCUCACUCAAAUCGCAUUCCACCUCUACGCCAUUCUGACCCUCCACCUCGGCACAGCCUCCUCCGAGCCAGAGCUCACCGACAUCACCGACACCAUGAUCCACCCAUCGCUCAACGAAUGCGCCCAGCAGUCGCUGCACCUGCACUUCAGCAAUACCUGCUUUCACCUCUUCAGCAACCUCGUACCCUACACGCUGGCUCUCGCCACGUGCGGCUUAUGGUACAACACUGGCCUCAAGCACUGCUAUCACCACACACACCGAAUGGAGGCAAUCACCGGGCAGGCGAACUACUUUUGGAUACAAGUCAUGGUCUUGGCACUCAGAUCUUGGGCAUGGUUUACCUUGUCGGAUCCAUCAAUCACCGCCCGCCUCACCAAAGAGCAGCUCAUCGCCACCCAUGGCUUUGUUACAUUCUUUGUCAUGAUCACACAGCUUGUUGCACAACGCGGUAUACAGCCAGUGCGCUGGAGCAUGAAAGGCCGAAUCAUGCCCAAGCCGAGCGAACGUGAUGUCCUCGGCGCGAAUGCUGGACCAGCAUCCGACCGCUUCACUCCCAAGGCUUCAGAAAAGGACCCUUUCAGGUACCUCCAAAACAACGAGCCUGGUCCUUUGCAAGUAAUCAACGAGACCACGAAGAAGCAGCAGAGACAAAACACCUACUCCCGAUCUGCCCGCUUGACUGUCCAGCAACCAUCACCGGACUAUUCGGACGACGAGGACGCAAUGGAAACAGAUUACCACCCAGUUAUGCGCUCCUCUCAGCGAAUCGCAAACCAGCAGACAAGCCUCCAGCCACGCGGCAGCCACCUCAACCAAAGCAAUGCCCCAGCCUUGAGUUUCGGCGGUGACAUGAGCAAUCAGGUGUUCGGCAUGCAGACACAAAUACGCGCCGAAGAAGAGCGCAAUCGCAUUCACCAAGAACAGCAAAUGCAGCGCAAGCCGAGUCCAUUCUACGGCAAGCUUCCACCAGCACCGAUGAGCAUGGAGCGACGUCUCCGCAACCCUGUCAUUGUGCCACAGGAAGCAGAGAAAGUUCCAUUGAGCCAGCAGCCAGACUUCAUGACACGAAUGCGCGAUGGCGUGAAGCCAGUGCAUUUUCCAGAGAAGGGAACAAACUUCCAACCCAAGCCCAGCACUUGGAACCUCCCGAGCGACUCCAAAGAGAUCGGACUGGAAGACAGAUUUUUGAAUACUUUUUCAUUGGACGAUCCCGCCCCAGGCGGCCAGAAAGCACGACGUGGCGGAUUAUUUGGCGGCUUCUUUGGGCGUUGA
Zasmidium cellare ATCC 36951 is the source of this 1851-nucleotide messenger RNA. RefSeq lists its product as uncharacterized. The record is from RefSeq and is a predicted model, not a curated record. Gene Ontology annotation, biological process: nuclear inner membrane organization. The transcript has a single exon. NCBI's taxonomy places the organism in Eukaryota, Fungi, Ascomycota, Dothideomycetes, Mycosphaerellales, Mycosphaerellaceae. Gene Ontology annotation, cellular component: nuclear inner membrane; chromosome, centromeric core domain; microtubule organizing center attachment site. Bases 1 to 1851 code for a protein of 616 amino acids.